ACUUACAGACUAGUGCAGUAAGAAAUAUGUUUUCUGUCAUGACCAGGACACACAGUGUUGGGAGGCCUGUAUAGUUUUCCUGCUGGUAUAUCAUUUGAUGAGCUCAAUAAAAUUGACAGAUUCACCUCAGGGCGGGUGUGUGUGUGUGUGUGUGUGUGUGUGUGAAAACAGUAAUGUUUUAGUAAUUUUGCUUUUUAAACCCAAACUUGCUAAUGCAAAGGGAAGUGUCUAAUAUGGACAGAAUUCUUAAUCACUUAACCACAAGAAGGCAACACACAGAGAAUAUUGUCUUUAUUGAAACCACUCAUGGCCUAGUUUUACAUCUAGUGAUAAAAGAUGGAUAAACACAUUUUUUUCCCCCAUGUAUUCAUUGAGUAGGCAGGAAGAGCUGGGAGAAGAGCUCUCCAUAUCCCGGCCUGGGUAGAGUGCUCCACAGUGCUCCGAUGAAGGACCGGACCCUCCUGUCAUUCUUGGAAAGAACCUAGUUUCUCUCUUUUGGCCUGUCAGCUGCGUCAGAAAAUGAGGGAGCGGUGCUGUCCCUGAGGUCAGCCUGAGCACAAAGAGAAGGUCCCUUGAUACCCAUCUGGAAGCCACCCUAAGGUCCAUGGCUAAGCCCUGGACACCGGUUGCGCCUUACCCAAGAUUCCACGCUUCUCUCGCGGUCAGUUCUUGAUGGAUUUCACUCCUGGAUGCUGGCGACUCCUGGGCAGGAGACAUGGCUCCAAUCAGGCUGGGGUUUGGAAACCAGGAUCUGUGUCUGCUCAAGAGAAGGAGUUUCCUGCUAUUGAAACUCACAGCUGUUGUCUUUGCCACGCUUCUAUUUUGUGAAUUUUUAAUCUAUUAUUUGGUGAUCUUUCGGUGUGAUUGGCCUGAGGUGAAAACUCUGGCUCAUGACAGUGGACAAAAGACUCUGAGAGCCAUGUUUUUGGCUGAUACCCACUUGCUUGGGGAAGUACGAGGCCAUUGGCUAGACAAAUUACGAAGGGAAUGGCAAAUGGAGAGAGCUUUCCAGACGGCUCUGUGGUUGUUGCAGCCUGAAGUUGUCUUCAUUCUAGGGGACGUCUUUGAUGAAGGGAAGUGGAGUUCCCCCCAGGCCUGGGCAGAUGAUGUGCAGCGAUUUCGGAAAAUAUUCAGACACCCACGUCAUGUGCAGCUGAAGGUGGUUGCUGGCAACCAUGACAUUGGCUUCCACUAUCAGAUGAGCACAUACAAAAUAAAACGAUUUGAGAAAGUUUUCAACCCCAAAAGGCUGUUUUCUUGGAAGGGAACGAAUUUCGUGAUGGUCAACAGCGUUGCCCUGGAAGGGGACGGCUGCCACAUCUGCUCCAAAGCGGAAGCUGAACUCCUAGAAAUUUCUCACCAACUGAAUUGCUCCCGUGAGCAGGAACGUGGCUCCGGCCCCUGCCGAGAUGUGCCGCUGCUGCCCGCGUCCGCCCCGGUGCUCCUGCAGCAUUUCCCGCUUUACCGGAGGAGCGAUGCUAAUUGUUCUGGGGAGGACGCUGCGCCUCUGGAAGAGCGGGGCAUCCCCUUUAAGGAGCGGUACGACGUGCUUUCCCGGGAGGCCUCUCAGCAGCUACUUUGGUGGCUGCGGCCACGUCUCAUCCUGAGUGGCCACACGCACAGUGCCUGCGAGGUGCUCCACGGGGCGGGAAUCCCCGAGAUCAGCGUGCCCUCUUUCAGUUGGAGGAACAGAAACAACCCCAGCUUCAUCAUGGGCAGUAUGACGCCCACAGAGUACGCCCUUGCCAAGUGCUACCUGCCUCACGAGGCUACCGUUCUGGCCACAUACUGUGUAGCAGCUGGGCUCCUGGCGGUCCUCCUGUUAGUCCACUCCAGACUUCUACCCUCACCUUUCCUUUUGGGCUGGAACCUGCUCAGAAAAUUUAAGACAACGUAAAGAGCAGGAGACUUGUUAAUUUCGUCAUAAGUAACAAAGCCAAAGAAACUGGACCUUGGGCAGGGCUCACGGGAGAUGAGGUCAGAGGAGGCGGUCUUUAUACACAUCACGGAAACUGUUAAUCACUGAUGCAAAUUCCUGCAGAAUAAAUAGUUGAUGGUACUGUUCUCAUGCUAUAAAAAUGGAACGUGUACUCUACAACAAGUCUUGUCUCAUUUUAUCAAAUAUAUGUAUAAUCAAAGAUCGUGUCUGUACAAUAUGUAAAAGCUAUUAAAGUCAUCACUUGCAUGCACUAGGCUGUCCUACCUUCCCCAGGAUGGAGCCGGUGGCCCGGGAACACACUCGGGGUUGUGUGUGCACAAACACUGGGUUUGCUUCUGUCCCCUUACGAAGUGGUCCACAAACUCCUAUUAUAUAUGAUAAAGCUGUACACUUAAAAUAAUAAAAGUACAGAUGUCACAAGCAGGAA
This is a messenger RNA of Lutra lutra (Eurasian river otter), 2366 nucleotides long. RefSeq names its product metallophosphoesterase 1 (gene MPPE1). The record is from RefSeq and is a predicted model, not a curated record. Gene Ontology annotation, molecular function: phosphoric diester hydrolase activity. The coding region runs from base 716 to 1897 and encodes 393 amino acids. The transcript has 11 exons. Gene Ontology annotation, biological process: endoplasmic reticulum to Golgi vesicle-mediated transport; GPI anchor biosynthetic process. NCBI's taxonomy places the organism in Eukaryota, Metazoa, Chordata, Mammalia, Carnivora, Mustelidae. Gene Ontology annotation, cellular component: endoplasmic reticulum-Golgi intermediate compartment.